Messenger RNA from Mucor velutinosus, 744 nucleotides. RefSeq lists its product as uncharacterized. Bases 1 to 744 code for a protein of 247 amino acids. NCBI's taxonomy places the organism in Eukaryota, Fungi, Mucoromycota, Mucoromycetes, Mucorales, Mucoraceae. Gene Ontology annotation, molecular function: ubiquitin-protein transferase activity. Gene Ontology annotation, biological process: double-strand break repair via homologous recombination. Gene Ontology annotation, cellular component: Smc5-Smc6 complex; nucleus. The record is from RefSeq and is a predicted model, not a curated record. The transcript is spliced from 3 exons.
AUGUCUCAAUUCAAUGAUUCGCACCGACUAUUCAUGCAAUCCAUGCUAUCAAAGAAGAUGGUAACCGAGCAAGAGGCCAUGCAUAUCUAUGCAAAGGUAUGCGAUGCCACAUCCCGACCAGCAGACGUAGAUUUUUCUUCAUUCGUUUCUGUCCUGAACAAAGAAUUGGACAAAUUGGAUUACUCUCUCAGAUUAUCUCGAAAUGAACAGAAUGGCAUCAUGUAUGUGAUCAUGGUCAACACAAAUCAAGAUUCAGCAACAGAGCUCGCCACACAAUACACUGCCAUUGAGAUGGCAUAUAUCCGCGAACUGUUUGAUCUGAUCAUCAAUGCAGACGACGAGAAUUUCGGCACAUCUUCCAGAACAGCUUUGCAGUUAGGCGGUAAAAUGACACCAAAACUAGCUUCCAGAGACGUUCAGACAUUGCUCGACAAACUACUAGACGAUGGAUGGAUCGGCUUGCAGAAGGGCUGCUACUUUUUAACCACACGUUCCAUUGCAGAGCUACAGGACUAUUUCAAGCAACUGUAUGGCGAGCGUAUUCUGGAAUGUAUCUUUUGCUUAGACAUGGUGACUAUGGGCGAACAUUGCGCCAAUGCUCAAUGCAGUGUCCGACUUCACAAGCACUGUGCAGACAGUCAAUUCAACAACUCUGCUGAUCCCAGAUGUCCCAGUUGCAGUAGUAGAUGGUCUAGAGAAAACACAUUUGGUCUUGGUUUACCAGAUAACGAGGAAGAUGCUUGA